CAGCUGGUCUUAACGUUAUUCAUGAAGCUGAUCUCGUUCAUGGACAUAUACACGGAGGAAACAUAUUGGUUGAAAACGAAGCAGAUUCAAUAGAUACUAGAAUCGCGGAUAUUUGUUUACACGGUCCGAUUGAUAGACCAUCACGACAAAGUUAUGGAGUUAUACCUUUCGUUGUUCCUGAGAUUUUUUUAAUGGAAAUACGCCAUCGAACAGCCUAUCAACUUUACGAAAGUUUUGGAAAUAUAGUUGCCACCAUAUGUGAUGAUCAAAAUACUGAUAAAUUUGAUGCCACUGAAGAGGCUAAAUUUUCAAAAUCUGUUUCAGAUGCCGAAGGAUGGACUCGUAUUGGACCCACAAAAGUUGCUCUUAAAAGAUUUAACAAUUCACAAAUUACAAGCGAAGAUUAUGUAAAACAACUAUAUCAACUUCAUUUUUUACGAAGAGAAUGUAUUGCAGAAUAUUUUGGAAUAACCAAAGAUCAUUCUUCAAAUUAUUUUUUCGUUAUGAAAUAUUAUGAGAAUGGAAAUUUACUUUCAUACCUUGAUGAAGCGCAAGGAAUGCUUUGCUGGAGAGAUAUUAUUGAAAUGUUAUGGGGAAUAUCUGGAGGAAUUGAAUGUUUACAUAAUAUUGAAUUUAUUCAUGGUAAUCUUCAUGGAGGAAAUGUAUUAAUUGAAAAUGAACCAAAUUUAGUAGAUACACGUAUCGAUGUAGGAUUACAUUCAGUUUUUCGGGAAAAUUUAAAUGAAAGUUAUGGAGUACUUCCGUAUGUUGCUCCUGAACUUUUGCAAGGAAUAUCACCAACCAAAGCUUCAGACAUUUAUAGCUUUGGAAUUAUCAUGUGGACACUCUCUGCGGGUAUUCGACCAUGGUGUAAUAGACCUCAUGACCUUGAAUUAGCUACUUUAAUUUGUCUUGGGAAUCGUCCCGAAAUAUUUGAAGGGACUCCAAAUGUUUAUAGUCAAUUGAUGAAGCAAUGCUGGCAUCCUGAUCCUUUAAAACGACCAACUGCGUCUCACCUAUAUGAAUUAUUAGGAAAUUGGGUGUCCGCUAUCUGUGACGACCCCGAGUCCUCGGAUUUAUCAGAUCAAUUUGAUAUUGCUGAAGAAAAGAAAUUUUCCGAAUUUGAAAACAAUCAAUUUCACCAACAAGAAAUUCACACAAAAGCAUUUUAUACAAGCAGGCUUUUGCAUUUUCCCAAAUUAUUUAAUUCCAACUAUAAAUAA
This is a messenger RNA of Funneliformis geosporum, 1223 nucleotides long. NCBI's taxonomy places the organism in Eukaryota, Fungi, Glomeromycota, Glomeromycetes, Glomerales, Glomeraceae. The record is from the annotation of a GenBank genome assembly.